AGGCCUAAGAUUGGUAUCUUGGUAGUCGACCCUUUUCUUUCUACACAGGGUCGAUAAAAGAAUGUCGAUAUGAUGAGCAGUCCACCUGUUCUGGAUGAGUUGGAUUGGGUUCCUCUCACCAACACUUUCUCUAAAAAUCUGUCCAAGCGUGAAGAUCAAGACUUUAAGUUCACUGUAUCUCGUGGAGCCUCUGACACUCUGUUACUGGUGUGCUUCAGUGGAGGGGGCGGUGAGGGUCGUGGGGGCGUGACCAAUGUUAAGGGGGAUCGAUUCGAGUUGAAAGAAGAGAUUAGUUUCGAUAAAUUCAUCACAUUACAUCAGCAAAUGGUUGAACUUUACCCGGGAGAAGUGACCUCUGACCUCCUCCCUCCCUUCCCUCCCGUCCCUACAGGUUUGUGGAGCUAUCUACUCUCAGUGGAUAUUCGGCCUGGUUUCUAUGACGAACUUGUCAGUUAUUUGAGCACUCUGUGUGAGCUGUGCUCCGUGGGGAAUGUGUUGGGAGUGUUCUUCCCUGAGGCAACCACCUCCGCUGUUAGUUACGAGGAACAGUGGAAUGAAGUGAAUAGGAAACGGUAUCAGGAUGAAGUGGAGGCAUGCCAGGCAGACUGGGACCACCUCCUCCAAACUAGAAUCGAUACUCAAUUCAAAAGCAUGGCCGAGCUUAAUUCGUACUACGAUUCUGAAGAUAUGACCGAGUAUUACCUGCUCAAAGCUGAGGAGAAACUACAUUACUUCCAAACCCAGCCAUUUCGAGAUCUUUGCGAGAUAACGUCUAAGCGACGGGACGAAGCUCACGUGAGGGCUCAAAAUAUUGAACUUGCCAUUUCAGAGCAAGUGAGAGCCCUGCAACAAGAGAGGGCAUACCACGAACAGUAUCUCGAAGCGAAUGAAUCACUUCACGAAUUAACCAUUGAACGUCUCCAUGUCCAAGCACAGAGGAUAGAGGGAGUACUCACGAGGAUAUCGGAGGACGAAUCAUUUGUGGGCAAGGCUUGGAACGCCCAGGCCAAACAGAGGAAGUAUCGUAUUGAGAAUAAACUAAACGGAGUGAUUGUGGAGCUCUUGCGUACGCAGUGUAAGAGACUGGCUGACCAGAAAGACAGGGCAUUACUAGACAUGGCUCUAGUUGAGGAGGGACCUGGCAUGGAAGUGGAGGUUAGAAAGAAGGAAGACGGUGUCUACCGGAUACAGCUGCGGGUGUUGGAGAUCCAGUUGCGUCUGCUCGAGGAAGAAGAGAGGAAGUUACGACUGGAGGAGCGCUACACAGAGGGGGUGGAGCAUGAGGGUGUGGCCAGGAGACUAGAGCACCUGCCUAGCAAAAUGUCCAAACUCAGGCUUAAAAUGCAAACGUGUAAGGAACAGCUGGAUGACCCCCACAAGCGAACCCUCAGAGUUCAGGAGAGCUACUCCGCCUCAUUCGCAGCAGUAAAGAAAGAGGAGGUACUAAAGAAGGAGGAGGAGAAACGAAAACUUGUGAUGAAGGAACAGCGACAGAAGACAAUUCAUCGAGUCAAACAAUACAUGGAGAGAAAUCCCACCCCCGUCAAGAAGCUGCCCCCGCGAUACCAACCCCCCUCUCAGAGAAAACAGAAGGUGAAGAAGAUCGAUAAGAAGGCCACACCCAUUGCCACACCCCCUUCAAGACUGAGUGAUCUUACUAAACUAACUAGGAGUGCCUACAACACUAAGUCUAAACCAACAACUACGGGAGAUAAACGCUCCUCCCAUAAGACCAUUCCUCCACGGUUGACACCACCACCUGUUCCUCCUGUACCAAGUAAUAUACAAGCCGUUGCUAACGCUGCUAAGGAUCUACCGCCCCCACCACCUCCACCCCUCUCACAGCCGCCCCCACCCCCUCCACCACCCUCACAGCCGCCCCCACCACCUCCACCACCCUCACAACCACCCAUUCCCAGCACAGCGAAGCAAGCACCAACCAAAAUCGUAAAAUCAAACAAAAAGAAGCCUGAAUCAAAAAGUACGAGUACUGUUGGUAUAAAUUUAAACGCCAUUGUCAAUGCUAGACAGAAACUAAAACCUAGCAGCUUUGGAAAGGCUCUGGAAUCUGGAGAAAUGACGGACACAUCUGCCGAGAUUGCUUGUCUGAUUAGAAGUGGAGCCAGGGCGGAGAAUUCAUCGCUAACCAACGACGCUGCUAGUUUCCUGAGGAAGCGAUUCGAACACAUCAAAGAUGUGACUGGACGUUCGGACAGCGAGGAUGACAGUGAUGGCCAGGAAUGGACUGAUGACUAGAUUUGAGUGUACAGUAUGUGUACUAUAUGUUGUGUGUAUAAUAAUGAAUGUGAUUCUCAGAUGCCGGUGAGAAGGCAUGU
Molecule: messenger RNA, 2336 nt
Organism: Halichondria panicea
Lineage: Eukaryota; Metazoa; Porifera; Demospongiae; Suberitida; Halichondriidae
Product: junction-mediating and -regulatory protein-like
Exons: 7
Coding region: 70-2256 (728 amino acids)
Biological process (GO): actin filament polymerization
Cellular component (GO): actin filament
Source: RefSeq, a predicted model, not a curated record